This is a messenger RNA of Trichoderma virens Gv29-8, 1566 nucleotides long. Its product is annotated as Calcium/calmodulin-dependent protein kinase. Gene Ontology annotation, molecular function: ATP binding; calcium/calmodulin-dependent protein kinase activity. The coding region runs from base 171 to 1313 and encodes 380 amino acids. Lineage: Eukaryota; Fungi; Ascomycota; Sordariomycetes; Hypocreales; Hypocreaceae. Gene Ontology annotation, biological process: protein phosphorylation; cellular response to oxidative stress. The transcript is spliced from 6 exons. The record is from RefSeq and is a predicted model, not a curated record.
UCGCUUCCUCCGCCGCUGUUUCUCGCCUCCCUUCUCCUCGGCUACCUCCUGGCCAGUUUUAAGUUGCGUCCUUGUUGUGUCUGCGCUUGUCAGUUGGAGCUGUGCUCGAAUCGCAAACUUGGCUUGAAUACCGCUUCUCGCGUCCCAGAGAUACCCCGCCAGACCUCAAGAUGAGUUUCGCUGGCAUGCUAAACCGCCUCCAUGGCCAACCCGAGAGCUAUGAGAAAAAAUCAAAGUACAAGUUCGGACGCACCCUUGGUGCCGGCACUUAUGGUGUCGUUCGUGAGGCGGAAGGCCCUACCGGCAAGGUGGCUGUGAAAAUCAUCUUGAAGAAGAACGUCAAGGGCAACGAGCAGAUGGUCUACGAUGAGCUUUCCAUGCUGCAGCGACUAAAACAUCCUCACAUCGUCAAAUUUGUCGAUUGGUUCGAGUCCAGAGACAAGUUCUACAUUGUCACUCAGUUGGCCACAGGAGGAGAGCUCUUCGAUCGUAUCUGCGACAGGGGCAAGUUCACCGAGAAGGACGCCUCUCAAACAAUCAAGCAAGUCCUCAACGCUGUUGACUACCUGCAUAAGAAUGAUGUCGUUCACAGAGAUCUUAAGCCAGAAAACCUCAUCUAUGUUACUCCUGAUGAUGACUCUGACCUCGUGUUGGCCGAUUUCGGUAUUGCCAAGACUCUGGACAGCAAGGACGAGACACUUAAGACCAUGGCUGGCUCCUUUGGUUACGCGGCUCCCGAAGUGAUGGCCAAGCAAGGCCACGGAAAACCAGUGGAUAUGUGGUCUAUGGGUGUCAUCACCUAUACUCUGCUCUGCGGCUACUCUCCUUUCCGAAGUGAGAAUCUGCAGGAUCUUCUUGAAGAGUGCACCAGGGGAAGUGUCAUCUUCCACGAGAGAUACUGGAAGGAUGUUAGCUCUGAUGCAAAGGACUUCAUCAACUGUCUCCUUGUCCCAGAACCUAACAAGAGAUGGACUAGCGAGCAAGCUUUGGGUCAUAUCUGGCUCAGUGGCGAGAACGCCACCGACCACAACUUGCUGCCAGAAAUCGAGGCCUUCCGAAGAAGAUCCCGCCUCCGCCGUGCCAUCGAAAUCGUCAAGCUCCAAAACCGAAUCAACAAGCUCAAGGAGCACGAAGACGACCCCGAGAACUCUGAGAUGGGAGACGCUCAAGGGGGUGAGGAAAAGAAGGAUGGCGCACGAUUGCAUGCUCUCGGUCUCUUUGCUCUUAAGGAUGUUAAGCAGAAGCAGGAGACGUUGCAGAUGGAGGAAGAGAUGGGAAAGGAGGCGAAACGGCGUAGCUUUACCGAGAACUAAAAGUCUCGGAAGAGGAGGAUUGCUUUUAGCUACUUUUUGGGCAUAUACUUUUGGUCUUUUCCUUAUCAUUUUUGGUUAACCAAAUAUUAUUUCCUGCUUGUUUUUUUUUUCCCCGCAUCAGCAAUAAGUUAUCGCGCCGUAUCACUGAUGCGUAUUUUCUCGGGGGAUUUGAUACUUUUUAUAACACAAAAAUAUCAGUCAAUAUACUUAGCAAAUGCAAAUUACGUUGAGGCAAUAGAACUUUCUUUCUGGU